CCCCCCCCCCCCCCCCCCCCCCCCCCCCCCGACGCCUUCUCCCACCUCCGACACCCCGGCCUCUCACGCGCGUCGCUGCCAUCGCCGUUCCCGUUCUUCCUCGAGGGGACAUCGCGUCUCCACCCCGUCCACAGUCUCUGCCCAUUGAGUUUUGAGGUGCAUACCCGGCGCACCAUCUAGAUCCGCCCCUGUCCCCGUCUCGUCGUAGCUGUGAAUAAAAAUGGAGAGCAGUCAGACCGAGAACCUCACAGACACUAAACAGGAUGACGAUGCGCGCCAAAGCAAACAGGAAGAUGAGGAGGCUCGCAUUGAAGAAUACAAAAGACUAAUGGAUCAAAAGAUUGCCCUUCGCCGAAACAAUCAAAAUCCUGAGAGACCAGAUGCAAACUACCUGAGGACUCUUGACUCAAGUAUUAAACGAAAUACAACAGUCAUAAAGAAGCUCAAAACAAUAAAUGAUGAACAAAAGGAUGGAUUAAUGGAUGAGUUGAAAAGUGUGAACUUGAGCAAAUUUGUCAGUGAAGCAGUUUCUUAUAUUUGCGAGGCUAAACUUCGUUCUGCUGAUAUACAAGCUGCAGUUCAGGUUUGCUCAUUGCUUCAUCAAAGAUACAAGGACUUCUCUCCUUGCCUUAUACAAGGUUUACUGAAGGUCUUCGUGCCUGGUAAAUCUGGAGAUGAUUUGGAUACAGACAAAAACUCAAGAGCUAUGAAGAAGAGAAGCACCCUGAAACUACUGAUUGAACUGUACUUUGUUGGAAUAGUUGAAGAUGCUAGUAUCUUUGUAAACAUUAUAAAAGAUCUUACAUCACUGGAGCAUUUGAAGGACCGGGAAGCAACUCAGACAAAUCUGUCUCUUCUCUCUUCCUUUGUUCGUCAAGGGAGGUUAUUUAUAGGGUUACGGUCUCAUGGUCAUGAAUCUUAUGAUGAGUUCUUUAAGGACUUAAAUGUUACUGCUGAUCAGAAGAAAUUCUUCAAGAAAGCCUUGAACUCUUACUAUGAUGCUGUGUCUGAACUACUACAAUCAGAAAAUGCGUCUCUUCGUCUGAUGGAGGCAGAGAAUGCAAAAGUUUUAAGUGCCAAAGGUGAAUUAAGUGAUGAGAACACAGCUUCAUAUGAGAAGCUCCGAAAGUCUUUUGAUCAGUUACUACGUGGUGUAUCCUCGUUAGCUGAAGCUAUUGACUUGCAGCCUCCGGUGAUGCCAGAUGAUGGGAAUACAACAAGGGUUACUACUGGAACUGAUGUCACCCCCUCUUCGGGAAAAGAACCAUCUGUGCUGGAACCUAUUUGGGAUGAUGACGAUACCAAGACUUUUUAUGAAUCUUUACCUGAUCUAAGAGCAUUUGUACCUGCUGUCUUAUUGGGAGAGGCUGAACAGAAGUUGAAUGAGCAACAUGCUAAGGGCCGUGAACAAUCUAGUGAGUCGAAUGCGGAACAAGAGACUGAAGUGCAUGAUAAUGCUCAGACUUCUUCUGCCACUGAAGAUCAACUUGAGGGAAAGGCAGAUGAUGUAGCGAAAGAUAGUGAAGAAAAAGAAAAGGACAAGGGAAAAGAGGCAGAAAAAUCGAAAGAGAAGGAUUUGGACAGGAAAACUGAAAAAGAUAAAGAGAAAGUAAGAGCCUUGGAUGGUGGAAGUUUGGACAACCUGCUACAGAGGUUGCCAGGAUGUGUGAGCCGUGAUCUUAUUGAUCAAUUGACGGUUGAGUUUUGCUACCUGAAUUCUAAAGCAAGCCGGAAAAAACUUGUGCGGGCCUUAUUCAGUGUUCCAAGGACUUCUCUGGAGCUUUUACCUUAUUAUUCUCGAAUGAUUGCCACAUUGUCAUCAUGUAUGAAAGAUGUCCCUACUAUGCUUCUCCCCAUGCUUGAAGAGGAGUUCAACUUCUUAAUAAAUAAAAAGGAUCAGAUCAACAUUGAAACAAAAAUAAAGAAUAUAAGAUUUAUUGGAGAAUUGUGCAAAUUCAAAAUUGCACCAGCGGCUCUUGUUUUUAGUUGUUUGAAGGCGUGCCUAGAUGAUUUCAGUCAUCAUAAUAUUGACGUGGCCUGCAACCUUCUUGAGACAUGCGGACGUUUUUUAUAUCGUUCACCUGAAACUACAAUCCGCAUGGCUAACAUGCUGGAGAUACUGAUGCGAUUGAAAAAUGUUAAGAAUCUGGAUCCGCGCCACAGUACACUUGUAGAAAAUGCCUACUACCUUUGUAAACCACCUGAAAGAUCUGCGAGAGUUUCAAAAGUUCGCCCACCUUUGUAUCAAUACAUAAGGAAGCUGCUUUUCUCAGAUCUCGACAAAUCAAGUGUUGAGCAUGUUCUUCGCCAGUUACGAAAGCUACCUUGGGUAGAGUGCCAGCAAUACCUUGUAAAGUGCUUUCUAAAGGUUCACAAGGGAAAGUACAGCCAAGUUCACCUGAUUGCUCUUCUCACUGCUGGGCUUAGCCGUUAUCAUGAUGACUUUGCUGUUGCAGUGGUAGAUGAGGUUUUAGAAGAGAUAAGGGUUGGGUUGGAGUUGAAUGACUAUGCGAUGCAACAAAGACGACUUGCACACAUGCGAUUUCUUGGGGAGCUGUACAGCUACAAGCAUAUUGACUCCUCAGUUGUAUUUGAGACAUUAUACCUUAUCAUUAUGUUUGGUCAUGGGACUUAUGAACAAGAUGUGUUGGAUCCACCAGAAGAUUGCUUCAGGAUCAGGUUGAUCAUAACACUUCUGCAGACUUGUGGCCACUAUUUCACUAGAGGCUCAUCCAAAAGAAAGCUUGACAAGUUCUUGCUACAUUUUCAAAGAUACAUUAUUAUGAAAGGCCCCUUACCACUUGACAUAGAGUUUGACAUUCAGGAUUUGUUUGCUGAGCUACGACCAAACAUGACCAGAUAUUCAUCAAUAGAUGAACUUAACUCUGCAUUAGCUGAACUCGAAGAACACGAGCGUGCGGCCUCAGUAGAGAAACCUGAGAGUGAAAGGCACUCGGACAAUGAAUCUCAGAAAAGGCAGCCACAUGAUGAUGGCAGGGGUUCAGCGAAUGGAGCCGAGGGAAAUGGUAAGGAUCAUGGAGAAGGCGCAGAUAGUGAGAGCUAUUCAGAUAGUGGCAGCAUUGGUGGUCAUGAAGAUGAAGAAGAUCUUCUGUCUGAGGAGAAAUCAAAUGAUGCAUCGGAGAACGAAGGUGAUGAUGAGGACGAUGGGAUGCCUGUUGGUUCUGAUGAAGAUGAGGGUGUUGAGGUUAGGCAAAAGGUUGUGCAGGUUGAUCCCAAGGAGCAAGAAGACUUUGACCGAGAGCUGAAAGCCCUUCUACAGGAGAGUUUGGAGUCACGUAAAUCGGAGGUGCGUUCCAGGUCCAGUUUGAACAUGAAGGUACCAAUGAAUGUCCUUGAAGGUUCAAAGGAUGCAAGGGCUGUGGAGUCAGAGAGUGGAGAAGAAACUGUGGAUGAAGAGGGUGGUAAUGCUGGUGGUGGCAGCAAGGUGCGUGUUAAGGUGCUAAUGAAGAAAGGGCACAAGCAACAGACGAAGCAGAUGUUCGUCCCUGGCGACUGCUCUCUUGUACAGAGCACAAAGCAGCAAGAAGCUGCCGAGCUUGAGGAGAAGCAGAACAUUAAGCGGAGGAUCCUUGAAUACAACGAGAGGGAGGAGGAAGAAAUGAAUGGCGGAUCGUCACAAAUGGGGAACUGGGGCCAAGGAGGGAGCAAUACCGGCAGCAGUAUUAGAUCAGGUGGGCGGGGCAAUUGGGAUGGUUGGAUCAGGGGAGGCGCUCGGCGUCACCAUGCCGCUGGUGGUUUCUACCAAGGAUAUGGCAGGAGAAGAUGAAUGCUAUAGUUGUCCUGAGGUUUUUGACAGGGCAACGGUGUCAAACUCCUAAUGGAGAAGAGGAUGCCUUGAAUUUAUUUGACAGGACGUUAACAGGAUGAUAGAAAGACUUUUCACCUCUGAAUGUGUGAGUGUUGCGUCGACUAUAGAGCCGAACCCACUUGACAAUGAAACGACAAUACCUCCGACGAAGGAGUAGAAUGUCUGAAGGGGCUUUCUUCUGUUGAAGUUGUUCAGUUGGGUUGGUUUGUGAAUGUGUACAUGAAGGUUUUCUUUUAUCUUGGAGGGACACCUUUGCUUCAGCUGUAAAGUUAGAGCGUGCAUAUCUACCUGAAUGUAGAUGUGGUGCUGCUAUUCGCAAAUCUUCCAUGUACCAGAAUUGUUGCUUGGAUGCUUGUCAGUGUGUUUGUAUAAACAAUAGAUGAGAAUAAACACCCUGCCUUAAUGUGCAACAUUUGACAUUGUAUAGAGGCUGCGUCAUUUAAUUCGGAUGAUUUGACAUUGUAUA
Aegilops tauschii subsp. strangulata is the source of this 4295-nucleotide messenger RNA. RefSeq names its product regulator of nonsense transcripts UPF2. The record is from RefSeq and is a predicted model, not a curated record. Gene Ontology annotation, molecular function: RNA binding; protein binding. Gene Ontology annotation, cellular component: exon-exon junction complex; cytoplasm. NCBI's taxonomy places the organism in Eukaryota, Viridiplantae, Streptophyta, Magnoliopsida, Poales, Poaceae. Gene Ontology annotation, biological process: nuclear-transcribed mRNA catabolic process, nonsense-mediated decay.